Messenger RNA from Cinara cedri, 9111 nucleotides. The record is from the annotation of a GenBank genome assembly. Lineage: Eukaryota; Metazoa; Arthropoda; Insecta; Hemiptera; Aphididae.
UCUGUAUAUUUAGCCAUGGUACAAUCCAUAGACCUAUUAACCUAAUAUAGGUUCAAACCAAAGAGUAAGAUUAGUCUACAAUUAUAUAUAUUCUAUACAAACAUCAUGAGAUAACCAAUAAUCUAAGACCGUGAUCAUGAUAAUCUAAUCGGAACUUAUGCCUGAUAAUUGAUAAAUAAAAAUAUAAACAUUAAACAUUCAAAUAUUAAUUUAAACACGUUUUUCAAACUGAUUUUAAUCUUUCUUCUACGAUAACUAUAAAAACAAAAAAUGAAUAAAAGACCGAAAAAAGUGGAAAAUAUGAAACCAAUUUUGAUCAACCAAGGAAUAGGAUUUGAAUGGAACAUAACACCUAAUUAUUUCAAUAAGAACAACAGUGAUUCUGAUGAAUCUGAUAGAGUAAGGAAUACCAAAUUAAUUUUACCAUUAAUGUCAGGAAACAAUAAUCAAAGUUGAGAAAAAUGAAUUCUAUUAGUUUCACAAUUUGUUUGUAUUUAUAAUACUUUAAUUAUAUUGAAUAUUAUUAUUUUUUUUUAAACUUAUUAUUGAAAAAUAAAUACAACUGCUAAUAAUUUGUUAACUGUGUUUUAUACUAGUAUUUUCAACAUUAAUUGCUGCAUAAUUAUGGAAAAUAAGACAUGAUUGUUUUAAGUUGUUAGUCAUUAAAGGUAUAUAGUACUGUAGGGUAGAGGAAUUCACUUUUUAAUUGAACCAUUAUUUGUAGGAGAGUAUCAGAUUACUCUCACUGAGGUUGUCUUAGGUCGGUAGUCAAUGUACAAUUCUGUCAAACAAUAUGUAGAGUUCUAAAUGAGAUUAAAGUGGAUUGUCUCAUCUUGGACAACAGGUGAGAGGAGGUACCAUGCUGCAUGAUGUUAGUAAAUAAUAACUUUAAUAGCAGAAAAUCUGGAAUAAGUUAACAAUAGGCUUGGAGAAUGCAAAGUAGUACUUGAAGAAAAAAGACUUAAGAUAAGUAUGAGUUUAGAUGAAUAGUACAUCUUGUAAUAACAAUAAGUGAUAAUAGGUAAGGUUGAGAGUUUAAAGUGCCUAGGAUUUUUUUGAAUAUAAGAAUAGUGGCUUUUAUAAGACUGUAAAACAUACAAUUAAAUGUGGUUUUUUCUGACUAGAGAAGUUCAAUGAUACUUUAAGUUAUGUUCUACAAAAGUAUGGCGAAACUGAUAUGUUGAAUAAUUUGAAGUAGGUCUUAGGUAAGUAGACAAAAAAAUAGAACAGAGAUUGAGUGUAGUAGGGAUGAGAAUGCUUAGGAGGAUAAUUGAAGAUGGAAGAAGAUUGGAAUGAGUACAUGAAAAGUAACUUAGGUGUGAUUUCAAUAGUAAAUAAAUUGAGAGAAAAUAGAGUGAGAUAGUUUGGGCAUAUUACUGGGAGAGAGGAAUCUGAAUUAGUAAAUAUUGAAAUGAAAAUAAAUGUAGGAGAGUAUACUGAAAAAGAGGUGAUUGGAUGCGAUUGAAAAAGAUAUGAAAACAGCCAGUAAAUGAAAGGUGGAAGAUCUGGUCAAGUGGAAGUUUAGAAUAAAGGUAGUUGAUCCUAAAUUGUUGGAAUGAAGGCGAAGAAGAAGAUGCCAUUAAAAGGACUCUCCUAAAAAAAGACUGAUUUAGCAAUUGGAGAAAUCUCUUUUUUGUUUAUCAAUAUUGAUAUUGAUAUUUAUACUCAGUGAAAUUUAGGCCGAGACUGAUUAAACCAGUCUUAUGUAAGCAAUAUCAUGUAUUUUUUGUUUUAUUAAAUUCAUAAAAACCUUUUUAUACCUUUAAAUCAGAAAAAUAUAAGAAGUACAAAUUAUUUUUCAUCGACCACUACACUAAUGUCUAAGUAUGUAGUAUUACGAAACUGUAAUUGUAUUUAAACACAAUGUAAUUUAAAUAAUUUAAUUUUCAUUAAUUUUAAAAUUUAGCAAAACCAAAGUUCAUCUUGAUUUAUCCUUUUAUUUAUAUUAAUAUAUUUAAGUUUUGUAUUUAUCUGAUUUUAGGAACAAAGUGUUGAACCUAAUAAAAAAAAAGUUAGGAAAAUUAAUACAAUUCAACGACAAGAAAAACAAAAACAAGAAGAAUUAAGACUUCGAAAACUUGAAGAAGAAUUAAUCAAAAUUGAAACAAAUCCACAGAAUGCUGAUCAUUUUGACCGCUUAGUGUUAUCUAAUCCUAAUAGCUCAUUUAUUUGGAUUAAAUAUAUGGCUUGUCAUUUACAAGUAAGACACAUAUUUUUAUUUUAAAUAACUGUUAACAUUAUAAACAAAAAUAAUUAUUUUUGAUUGCCUAUAUAAAUUUAAAUUAUCUCUAUGUAGUGUGUAAAUGAUAACUAAGAAUACUCAAUAUCUUUGUGCUGAUUCACGCAAUUUAAAUUUUGUUUUUUUUUUUCUUAGUUUGUUAUUAUACUUAGUAAUACAUAUUUUUAUGGGCUCUGAUUUUUUUUUUUUUACUGUUAAUUAGAUAUGUGCAUGUUUCAACACUAUUUUUUUUUUUCUUUAACGGAAAAACCUUAUUUUUGACUAUUAAUUUUUUCAUGAAUUGUAUUUAUUAAACUAUUUUUUUAAGUUCAAAAUUAGCUGAGAUACGGUAAUUUAAAUUUAUUUGAUAUUCAAUAUGUAUGAUGUUAGUAUUUCAUAUUAUUUUUCAUAAUGUUUAAUAAAAUUAUAAUAGGAUUGUAAUUAACUUGGAUUUCAUUAUUCUCUACAAUAAUUGUAUUUUAAUUACUGUAUCUUACAUAAUUUUGAACAUAGAAAGUCGAUUAAACCGCCUUAAUUCACAAAAAAAUUUGGACAAAAAUAAUUAGUGAUCAAUAAAGUAGUUCUUGCGUUAAGAAAAAAAAUUUGUGUUGAUCAUACAUAUGUAUAAUUAACAGUAAAAAAUCAGAGACCAUAAAAAUGUGUACUACAAAGUAUCACAAACAACUACAAAGAAAAUUAUUGGUAAAACAACGACGUGCCUCGACUUAACUGAUUUUAUUACUUUUAAUUUUUGCAAACUAUUUUCCAUCAGAUAUAUUGCUCCAAACAAAAAAUGACAAGAAAUCGAUUUUGUUCCUUUUAGUGUCUAACCAUUUUAAAAGAAAGUCUUUUUGAUAUCUGAAGUAAUUUUCAUAAUAAUUGGAUAGCACCAAAAUAAAAAAUGUCUGAGGCAGAUGGUAGCCACUAUUUAAGGUAAUUUAAUGUAUAUUUGUAAGUAACGAUUAACUAUUGCUAAUGAAAAAAGAAAACGAUUCUGAGUAGAGUUCGGUUGAUAGUGUUUCUUUGUCAAUAUAUGUCACAUUAUGGUAAAAUAAUCGCAUAUGCAUUAUAUAUUUACUUUAAUAAUAUUUGUUUAAUAUUGUACCUAUUUUCCUGUUUUUCCCAUUUAUUGGAAAACUGAGAAAAUUAACUAAGUAUCUCCACAACCAGAUUUCCUUUUAGAAAAAGUGUUAUUAUUGUAAUUAUUUUAUGAAGAAAAAAAUUGAUAAUAGACAAAUUAUCCACAAAAAAAAAUUAAUAAAAAAAAUCAUUGUAAAACUAAUACUCAUCCACUCAGAAUCUAAAAAACGAAAAAUACAAUUUUUUUGAAAUAAUAGCUCAAUGAUUUCAUUAUUUAAAAUUAUAUUUUACUACCAAAUUUGUCUUUAUCCAAAUUUCAAGAAUACCAUAUUUUGAAAAUUAAUUAAAUUAAUCAAAUAAUUAAAAAACCGGGAAAUAUGGCUAAGUGUCCGGCAUUUGGUAUUUUUGUUAAAAACUAUUGUAGACACCUGUAGUUUUAACAAAAUACUUAAGGUAUUGAAAUUUUGAUGAUUUUUAAAUAUAUUUGUAUUGUAUAGGUAUCUGUUAUUAAAACUAUUUGACUUAAGGGAAAUGCUUGAACAUUUAACACGAGGCACAUUAUAAGUUGUACUCAGUGAUCUAAAAACGAAUUUGAGUUUAAAGUGUUAAUUUUUUUCAUUUGUGCUUUAAGAUCAAAUUUUGAUGAAGAUCAUACAAAUUAUGUAAUUUAAAAAUAAAUCUUACUAAAUUUCACUUAGAAUUGUUUUUUUGUUAGCAAUGGUUUAACUUUGUGUACAAAUAUAAAUUAAAUAACUUUAUGUAUCCCACAUUCCCAACUUCCCACCUAUAACAAUGGCUCUUUUUUUUAUAUUCAGAGCAUAUCAAGGAAUGUAUUGGCUUUUCAAUCAUGUUUAUUUUAUUUUUAUUUUAUCUAUAAACAACUUUUUUUUUAUAGAAAUCUUGCUCCAAUGUUUAGAGUAUUAUAUCUUUUUUGAAAGGAAAUUUUUUUUAGAUAGUGCAUUAGGGAGGUUAUUUCUUGAUAUUCCAAGCGGUUUUUAUAACAAUUAAAAAAACGGGAAUAUGUAUAAAAAUAUUAUUUUCAAUUUUGUUUUUUGGUGUGAUUCAGUUAAAAAUAUUCAUAGAGAUUUAAAAUUUAGAUAAAAUACUUAUAAUUUACCUUUUCUAGGCAUAGUACAAUAUUCAAAACAUUUGAAAUAUUCAUAGAUAUUUUAAUUUUGUGAGUUUUGUACAUAAUUUUUAUUUAGUUUUACCUUAUGGAUAAAAUUAUUAGACAGAAAUGUAUAUAAAUUUAACAGGAGGUUCAUAAUAAACUGUACUUUGUGGUCAGAAAAAAAACAUUUAUUGUAAAGUAGAAUUUUUUUCAUAAGAAUUUUAAUAUUAAAUUUUGGUGAAAAUAUUUUUUCGUUUAAAACAUGUACAAUUGAACUCUGCUCAUAAUUAUUAUUUGUUAGCAGUGUUUAAUUUUUGCUUACAGAUAUAUAUCUCUAUAUUCUAUCUUUCCAACUUCUCACCUACUAUAAUAUUGUACAACAGCUAGUGACCCACCCAUCGUGAGAAAUAUGUCGCCCUUUUUUUUUAUUUUUUAUUCUAAAUCAUCAAAUUCAGGAGUAGAUUUUUGUAUUCAAUUUUGACUAUUUGGUACAUGAAGUCCAUAUGUUUAUUUUAGUAUAUUCUUCUUUGAAACAGACCAUAUAUAAGCUUAUAUAAUUCAUCAUAUCAUAAUUUUUUUUUUAUAGGCUACUGAAGUAGACAAAGCAAGAGCAGUAGCAAAGAAAGCAUUGUCAACAAUUGAUACAAAAGAAGAACAAGAAAAAUUAAAUAUUUGGAUUGCUCUUUUGAAUUUAGAGAAUUUAUAUGGAACAAAAGUAAGUUAAAUAAAAUGUUUAUUAAUAUUCAAUUAUACAAAUACCUUUACAUUAAAUUAAAAACAAGUAGGUAAAAUCAACACAGUAUUUUGAUUAAUUAAUUAAUUUUAUUUUUAAAAAUGUAAAAAAAGUUUUAUUUAUAUAUUUAUUUACUUUAUUGAUAAUAUUAUUAUUUCAAUGCGAUUAAUUAAGUUUUUCAGUAUUUUCACUUAUUUGUAAGUUGACUAUUGACUAAUACUAAUAAUUUAUAACAAAUCAAAAUAUUUGUAUACUUAUUAUAUUGUUUUUAAAGAAGUGAAUUAUUUUAGUUAGUAUUUAUUUUUUUUUUUAAUGGCUUCAUCAUCACAUAUCAUGCCACAUUCACAUGAUAGAAUAUAUUUAAAUAAAAAUAUGACCUAUCUACCGAAAUAUCUGCAGUAUGUUACAUUUAUUGAUCAAGCUUUGUACGUACUAUUUUAUUAUUUAAGAAUUUUAAGAAAAAAAAAAUAAAAGAUUUAUUUGAUAUUUUUCACUUAAUUGCAUUAAACAUAAUAUCAUUCAAAAGAGUUAGAUAAUUUUUGUUAAUGAAUAUUAUUUAAUUAAAUAUUUAAUUAUUAUUAAUAUGUAGCAGAAUAUUAUUCUAUUUCAAUAUUUAAAAGUAUACUUAUAUUGUAUAUUUUUUGGUGAAAUAUAAUUUAAUUUUGCUUUUUUUGUUGUUAGAUCUCUGAUUCAGAUGUAACAAAUUUGUUUGCUAUGUACAAUAUAUUUUAAAUUAUUCAAAAAACAUAAGUCUACCGAGUUUGGUAAUUUUCAACCCUCUUGGUAGAGAAAUUUAAAUAACCACAAACAAUUUUUUUUUUCGUAGUAAAUAAUAGACUUAAGAGAAAUAUUAUAAAAACAAUAUUUAGAUUUUUAAUUAAGAUUCUAUGCAUUUUAAACUAAGUAUAUUGUAAAUUAAUUUAAAAAAAAAAAUUUUAGUGUAUUCUAUUUCUCAAUUUUCAACCUUCUUACUGUACAGUGAGAGAGUGAAUAGUCAUCACUAAAUUUAACCCAAAUUAGUUUCUCAUGGUAAAAAAAAAAUAUGAAAUGGUGAGAAGUCAAAAAAUUAUAAGUUUACAUAUAAAAUCCACCCUAAUUUGUGUAACUGUGUUUAAAUAAUUUAUAAUUUAUAAACAUCAAUAUCCAAAUACCUACUCAACAUCCAUAUUAUAUCCCUAGUCUUUUCUACUGUGGUGUAAGUUAAGGAUGUGAAGUGUCAUUCAUCAAUAUAUUACAGCAUACAUUUUUAAACAUUGUUGACUGUUAAACGUAAUUGUUUGUCUACAGUAUAUUUUGUUCAUUAGUUACCGAUAACCAUUCAUAGUAUAAAACCUGACGUUAAGACUGAAAAUGGAACAAUUGAAAUAGAACCUACAUUGGCUGCAUCUAUAACUGAAACCAUAGAAUCCACAGUUAACAUUGAUGAAUCAGGAAUUUCUGUACCACACAUUGAUGAGAAAAUUGUCUAGCAGCUUGAAUAUUAUUUCAAUACUCUAAUAUUUUGUUUAUUAUAAGUUUUUGCUAAACAAAUUAAAGCUGAUAACGGUUGUGUAAAAAUCAGUAUAUUAUUGACUUUCAAAAGACUAGCGGCUAUUGCAAAUGGCAAAACGGUUAUUGCUCCUGUGGUUAAAAAUGCUCCUAAUAGUUUAUUAGAAGCUGAUGAAAGAAAUUAAAAAAUCAGACGUAAACCUAAUCAAGUUGUAUUAGUUGCUGGAUCAAGAAUUCUUGAAAGGUCUAUUUAUUGUAAAGGCAUUCCUAAAACUACCACUAUGGCCGAGCUUUUGGAAUUUUUAAUACAUUUGGUAAGAAAAACAUUACGAAAGUCACAGUCGCUUCUCGAAGACUCAAAACCAAAGAGUUCAAAUGUUCUCUUUAUUUUACUAAUGAGCAGGCUGAAAUGUUUUUGAAACAGGAAUCUGUUAAAUAUAAUGCUUUUCUAUUGGAACACAAAUAGGAAAAAGAUUUUCUUGAAGAAAAAAAAAUAUUAAGAGAUAGUAGUAAAAAAAGAUGAAAAAAUAAAAGCUUAAACAAAGAAAUAUUUUAAAAAAAGUUAUCUACUCAAAGUAGAUAAUGUUGAUGAAUCUGUUACUGUCGACAGAACUAAAGAAAUUUGUAAUUUGUAUUAGUGGGAAAUAGGUUUUGUGAAAAUUGUUCAUGACAAAACCAUGGUGUGGAUUCAAUUUAAGCCUAUCAAAACUGCUAAGGAACUAUUGGAAGAAAUUGGUAAUAAGGAAUAUGAUCUGAAAAUACAAUUUUCAAUACACAAAGAAGAAAUUGAACAACUGUAUUCAAUGAAAUGACUAAAGAAAUGAAAGGCGUACUUAUGAAAAAUUAUUAUCUAUCAUCAACUAUCAUGAAUGGCAAAAUGAAAAGGGAAAAAAAAGAACAAAAGAUAUAACAAACAAAAAAAUAAUGAUGGAUAUUCUAAUAAUAAACAGAUUAAAACAAAUGACUAGUAACUUGUUUAAUUGUAUUUUAAUACAAUCUAUAUUUAAAUUUACUAUAUUAUUUAAACAUAUCAAAUUAAGAUUAAAAGACUAUAUACAGAUGUAAUACACAUAAUAUACGGAUGUUAUAAUUUGUUAUUUCUUUAUGACUAUCUAAUUCAAUACAAUAAAUUAAACACAAAGUAAGUAUUUAGUAAACAUUUAAUUUUUAAUUUCUAGGAAUCAUUUAAACAAACAAUGGAUGAAGCAUUACGUUCAAAUGAUGAAUAUCAGAUUUAUAUAAAAAUAUUGGAUAUAUUUGCAGAAUCUAAUAAGUUGAAAGUAUAACUUUUACUACUAUUUUUACCCUAUUUGAUAUAUGUAUAAUUAUUGUUUUAAUUAGGAAUUGGAAGAACUAGUAACAAAAGUAAAUAAAAAAUUCCGUGAUUCAAUGGAUGCUUAUUUACAUUGUGCUACAGUUUACUUCAAACUAAAUAAAUGUGGAAAAGCAAGAUUUAUUUUGCAAAAAGCUUUAUCAAGCCUCCCAGCCAAAUCACGUUAGUUAAAAUUAAAUGUAUCUACUUUUAAAUAUAUCUAUAAAUGUGUGUAAAAAGUGUAGUUAACAUUAUUAAAAAGGUAAAACUAUAUUUAAAAUUAAAAAUUACAAUAUAAUAUUAUGUUUUAUCUGAACAUUUGUUCUACUCUAAUUAGAAUUCGUUUAUAAUUAGAAAAUCUCGUAUUUUUUUAAUAAUAAAUAUGAUACAAUUUCAACAAUUUAAAAACUAUCAUUUCUAAAAAAAAUAACAUUUCAAAUACAAUUAAAUAAUUGAUUGUGUAUUUAUUUAAAAUUUGUAUUAAAUAUGUCAGUACAAAACUCUAAUUCUCUUAGAUCAAAAGAUUAGAUUUAUACCUGCUACUUACAGUAUUUUAAUAUGUUUAUCAAUUGUUUGUAAUAUACAAAAUAUAUACUUCUGAAUCAACAGGGAAUACUCAUUUGUAUUUUAAAAUACUGUCAUUGAAUAUUAGAAAGAAUAACUUAUUUAGUUACAUAAUGUUUAAUUUAAUUUUACUUAUAUUAUUAUUAGAUGUAACAAUGAUUAGUCGUUUUGCAUUAAUUGAAAAUAAUGAUGGAUCAGCAGAAGAGGCACAAACAUUGUUUGAACAAGUACUCACAUCAUAUCCAUCACGUAUUGAUGUAUGGAGCAUAUAUGUAGAUAUGUUGAUUAAGUCCAACAGAAUAGAUUUGGCUAGGUAAAAAUUAAUUUACCUUAAAUACCUUAAUUUUUUUCACACUAAUUGAAUUGAAAUUACAACUUUUAUAUAAUUUAAAGUGUAUAUAGACAAAUAAUUAUUAAUUUUAGACAUGCAUUAGAAAGAGCAACAAUUCAAAAGCUUGCACCAAAAAAGAUGAAAAGUUUAUUUAAUAAAUGGAUGAUGCUAGAAGAGAAACAUGGAACUGCUGAUUCUGUGGAUAACGUUAAAGAAUCCAUGAAUAAUUAUGUAGCUUUAGUUUUGAACAAUAAAAAAAAUUAACAAUUUUGUA